UGACAGUAUAGAACGGCAAGUCUGCUUACGCUUCCUCCUGUCGUCUUCAGUCCUUCUCUUUGUGUGGCGCGCGGAAGUUACGCAAGAGUUGGGAACUUGGGAUGCAUCCGGAAUUUUAUUUCUCAUCUUAAUCUCCUUUCUCCUUUCUCAAAUCUAAACCCUACAGAAUAUGUUUCGUGAUUUUCGUCAAUUUCGACCCAAAAAAGGGGAAAGGAUUACUACUAAUGAAGUGAAAGAAGGAAAGAUCUUUCCUUUUUCCUCUCCUGGAUUAGCGAUUGUUAAACAAAAGCAGGAACAGUAGAACAGUGAGUAAUUAUGGCUUCUUCUCAAAGCAAUUUGCACUCUGAACCUGCGAAAAUCGAGCAGAUAAUUACUGAGUUCUUUGCCAAGAGUCUGCACAUUAUAAUCGAGUCGAGGUCUCCUUGUGUGUCUUCGAGGAAUUACAGCGGAGAACAGACUUUGUCGUCUCCGUCUCCGUCGUCGUCCUUGUCUUCGUCAUCGAGUAUCAGGACGCGGGAUAAAUGGUUCAACUUAGCUCUUCGCGAUUGCCCAGAGGCAUUGGAGAACGGUGAUCUCUGGCGGCAGAGCAACCUCGAACCGAUGGUGGUCGACGUGAUUUUGGUCCAGAGACAGACCGAUUGGGAUGUUAACCGCUGUUCUCCAAAACGGGAUCUUGUGAGGAACCUGUCUUUGAAAGAGAGGUUUCCGAAUUGUUGGAAUUCUGGACAGGAAGACUAUCCGCAGGAGAUGAAGAGUGAAAAGAUCAUAGAGAGAUGGGUUGUGCAGUACGAGAGUCGAAGAAGUAGGGAUUCUUCAAGCUCGGGAAGCAAGAGAACAGGCGGUACUAAUUCCCACUCAUUGUAUAAGAAAUCGCUUAUACUGUUAAGGUCUUUGUAUCUGACCGUUAGGCUCUUACCUGCUUAUAAGGUUUUCAGAGAGCUCAAUUCCUCUGGCCAAAUCCGCUCAUUUAGCCUUGCACAUAGGGUGUGUUCCUUUGUUGAACCCUUCACACGUGGCGAGGAAGCAGAAAUGCAGAAGUUCGUGUUUGGGUCUGUGGAUAUUUCUUGCGGCAGGCUUUCCCUUUCUGUUUUGUAUCAUCCAACGCUUUCAACUGUAGGCUUAGAACCUUCAACGCCAUUGUCCCCGCAGUUCAUACCAGACUAUGUAGGGAGCCCAACGACUGAUCCUCUAAAAAGGUUCCCUUCUCCUCUAAUUGGAUUGACACCGCAUGGUUCUGCUGCAUUUGCUCGGCGGCAUAGUUGGAGUUAUGACCUUUUUAAAGCUUCUGCACCUUCAGGGUCUCCUUCACCUUCACCCACUUACUCAGAACCUCAUGCGUUACCUUCUAACUCAAAUUCCAAUCGGCUCCCACCUUUGAGCUUUCCUCGCCAUCCACCUGAAACUCCUAUUUCUCAUAAGAACGCUAGUUUUGAUGAGUAUUGGCCAUCACCUACUAUGUCUGCAUCUCCUUCCCCAUCCCCACCGACCCACUAUCCUGGUAGUCAUUUGUCCAAGGUUCUUCUUCGCUCCGAAAGUGCUCCGGUCAGCAUACCCGCAGCUAAGCUUGGUAGGAGCCCAGGAGUGCCCAACAGUCACAUCCUGCCUCCAUCUCCUUCCCCUAAAAACACGAGACCUGGUUCUUCUCAGAUUGACAAUGCUAGAACUCCAAUGAAGUUUGGAGAGGUUCAAGUCGGCAGUUCCAUUCAUAAGAUGUCCUUUGGAAAAGAUGAGGCUGGAAAUCUGUCUGGAGCAAAGAUAUCAUCGAAUAGUUCACCUCGGAUUUCAUUUUCCCGAAGCUCCAGUAGAUUGUCUUUUCAGGAUGAUUUUGAUGAUUCUGAUUUUUGUCCGUUUGCAGUCGAUGACGAUGAUAUAGUAGAUCCACAUACCAGAGCUGAAUCUUUUGAUGGGAAAGGAAAUCUUAACGAACCUUUUGAAUCUGGAGGACUAUUGCCUGCCAAAAAAUCCCAAGAUGCUGCUGUUGGUGUUCUUGUACAGAUGCUAAAGACAGCUCCACCUCUCCGCCAUGACUUCUCCAACUCAAUUAGAGCGUCACAAGCCUCUAAGCCUGAAACCCAGAGCAAAAGCAUCCAAGAGCCAGAUAGACGCUCCAACUCUGAGGCAGGAGUAGUUCAGAAUGCUUCGUCCUAUGAAAGUCUCACAUCUUCUGGACUUCUCAUGUCGAAGACAACUGCCGAUGCUUUGGAGGAGCUCCGGAGUUACAGAGAAAUGAAGGAUUUGCUGCUUAGCCAAGGUAGUGCCUCGCAAGCAUUAGCCAGUGAUGUUCCUGCAGCAGAAACUGUGAACAGAGGCACAAAGGAACUUUGAGCCCUUGUAGGCAUGGAUCCUUGCACACGUCUAGUGUUCGCUUCCAGUUUUUUAUUCAUACAGGAACGAUGUUUGUUUAGAAACUCACAAAUUUCCGUUUAACUGAUCUGUAAGAAAAUGUAUAUGCUGGCAUAGUAGAGUCCAUAAUAGCAGGAUUGGUUCUUGUUCACUUCCUAUUAUGUAUAUAGGACACUUCUCUCAUAAAUGAUGUUUGGCUGUUAA
Macadamia integrifolia is the source of this 2547-nucleotide messenger RNA. RefSeq names its product autophagy-related protein 13b. The transcript is spliced from 4 exons. NCBI's taxonomy places the organism in Eukaryota, Viridiplantae, Streptophyta, Magnoliopsida, Proteales, Proteaceae. The coding region runs from base 316 to 2325 and encodes 669 amino acids. The record is from RefSeq and is a predicted model, not a curated record. Gene Ontology annotation, cellular component: phagophore assembly site; extrinsic component of membrane; Atg1/ULK1 kinase complex. Gene Ontology annotation, biological process: autophagosome assembly; protein localization to phagophore assembly site; piecemeal microautophagy of the nucleus.